Molecule: messenger RNA, 1884 nt
Organism: Gossypium arboreum
Lineage: Eukaryota; Viridiplantae; Streptophyta; Magnoliopsida; Malvales; Malvaceae
Exons: 1
Coding region: 1-1884 (627 amino acids)
Source: RefSeq, a predicted model, not a curated record
AUGACCAGGAGAAACCCGGGGACUCUAGUUCAAUAUAACUCGAAAAUUGAAGCAAGCGCUCGUAGAAACUACGGUCAAACACUUCGACGAAAGAAGCAGCAAGAGCAAAGAGAACGACAAUCCAAUCUGGAAUCUACUUCUACGACACCACCACGUGAACCGGAACAAACUCCCAAUGAAAGACCAUCUCCCAACACCAUUAAUCCAAUAACAAAUCCCACGUUUGAACUGGAGCAAAUGGCGGACCAAACCAUUAAAGAGCUUGCCGCCGCCCCCGCCGUACAACAACCGCUCUGCAUUACCUUUCCUCAAGGCACUACCCCUUUUCAACUCAAAACAGGGUUAAUUCAUCUCCUCCCUAUAUUCAACGGUCUUCCUAGCGAAAGCCCACAUAAACAUCUCGCCGAAUUCCACAUGGUGUGUAGUAGUAUAAAGCCGCAAGGAGUCUCGGAAGACCAAAUCAAACUAAGGGCAUUUUCUUUUUCUUUAGCCAGAAUGGCUAAUGAAUGGUUAUUUUACCUUCCGCCUAACUCAAUAACCACAUGGGCUGAACUAUCUCGUGUUUUCCUUGAUAGGUAUUUUCCAGCGGCAAAGGCGAGCGAGCUUAGGCGAAGCAUUUUGGGAAUCCAGCAAAGGAGCGAUGAAUCUCUCUACGACUACUGGGAGAGGUUUAAAAAGUUAUGCGCAAGUUGCCCGCAGCAUGGCCUAUCCGAGCAGACCCUUCUUCAGUAUCUCUAUGAAGGGAUGCUUUCGAUGGACAAAAAGAUGGUGGAUGCUGCAAGUAGUGGCGCACUCGUCAAUAUGACGCUAGAAAAUACUAGAACUAUAAUCUCUACUAUGGCCACAAACUCGCAACAGUUCGGCUCUUUAAGUGAACCUAGCCCACGGGUUCACGAAGUAAGUACCAUUUUUUUAGAAAAUAAAAUAGACAAAUUGACUGAUAUUGUCAAUUCUCUUGUCACAGGUAAGAUAGGAUCCGUAAAGGUUUGUGGAAUCUGCACGAUGUCGAACCACCCAACCGAUUCAUGUCCAAUGCUACAAGAUGAGACGGGCGCCCAAGUCAAUGCCAUAAAUAAUUUUCCAGGACCUCCUCAAAGGCCAUACAAUCCCUACGGUAACACUUUCAAUCCCGGUUGGAGAGAUCAUCCAGAUAUGAGCUAUGGAAACAAAAACGAAAAUUACCAACCGAGACCACCUCCCUUUCCAAAUCAAUCACCACAAAAAACCUCUCUUGAGACCAUUGUUGAAAAGUUGGCCAUUUCACAAGAGAAAUUCCAAACCCAAACACAAUCUCAUCUCCAAGAAAUUGACAAACAAAUAAGCCAACUAGCCCAAACCGUUGGUCGCCUACAGUCUCAAGGACGAUUGCCCUCUCAAACUGAAACAAAUUCGAGAGAAAAUGUGAGUGCGAUUACUUUACGAAGUGGUACCGUAAUUUCACCAGAGCCGACAAAGGAGCCCGAGAAAAUCGAGAAAGACAAAGAAGACACUUCUUUGAAGAGUCAAGAAGAAAAAUCCUCGCCUACCUCAGGUAAAGUCGUUCCUAGUCCUUCUUUUUCUACUUACGAGACUCCUCCUCCCUUUCUAGGAAAGCUUGCAAGGCGUGACAAAAAGGAAGAGGAGAAGGAAAUUUUGGAUAUAUUCAAAAAAGUGGAAAUCAAUAUUCCACUUCUUGAUGUCAUUCGGAAGGUGCCAAAAUAUGCGAAGUUUUUGAAAGACUUAUGCACAAAUCGGAGGUGGUUAUCCGGCAAUGAAAGAGUUAACCUCAACGAGAAUAUUUCGGCCAUUUUUCAAAGACGCCUACCAGUGAAAUACAAGGACCAAGGGAUGUUUGCAAUUCUGUGCAAAAUAGGAAAAUUCGGAAUAAAAAAGGGUAAUGUGUGA